AUGUGUCCAUCGCUCAUGGACGAUUACAUUAGUGGCGGGAAUCCUGCAGAAAUGGUCCUCCGCGGAAAAAACAUCGGCUCCAAGAGUAUCGAAGAGGAUGGGCCUCAAAAACCACUGCUGAAGAGGCUUUGCGACGACUUGAGGAGCAUGCUUGCCGUCAAGCACUCCAACGACAGCAUCCUCAUCCCUUCUACGCAAACCGCACGGAUCUCGCAAUCAGAGGUCGACAGAUAUCCUCUCGACUUGGCACUUGCAACGAUCCAAGCACGGGAUUCGCAUCGCCUCGGUGCGGCGCAGCAGGAGGGCAAACAAGAGUGGCAUACCUGGAGAUUCAGACAUGCCUCUGGUCUAAUACUGAACRCCAAAGGCCAUCUCUCUGAGAGCGACACCUUGGCGCUGGUGCAGUGUUUCAGCAAAAUGUUCUUCCUGCCCAGGAUGCGCUCUGUGCAGUGCGAGUACAAGUGGAUAGACGGACUUGCAAAGAAGAASAACAAGAACGCAUAUGGACUGACUGAUCACCUCCCACAGCCAGAUGGCGAAUACUCAUCUCGAGAGUUCCAAGUCCGGCUGGAUCCAGGAGAUUUUCGAAAGGAUUUGGAACUCGGCACGCAGGUGGAGGUCUCUUGCUCGAUACUGCUGCACGAAAUGAUUCAUGUGUAUAUUCUCGCCUGUUCAUGCGAUGGUAUCCACACCAGAAGCAACGAAUGUACCAGAAAUGGAAGAAUCCUAUGGCCUACUGGAUCCGGGCAUUGCGUUGCGUGGUUUCAUCUAGCAUGCCACAUUGAGCUCUGCAUGUCGCGGAUCUGUCCGGGUUUUCAAGUUAAUCUGACGGUCCUUCCUGGACUUCUUCAGGAGCUGCAGGCAGGUGGCUUGCCACUUGUUGCAGCGGAAUGGGCAAGAUUCUUCGAUUCGUAUAGCUGGGUAGAGGCGUGCGGCUUGUUUGAUCGGCUUCAUCCGAAAGAGCGGGACAUUCUUCGUACUCACUUGGCUCACGACCCUUUCGUGAUGGCGGUCUUUGCCAAUCAAGCUUGA
Ramularia collo-cygni is the source of this 1032-nucleotide messenger RNA. RefSeq lists its product as uncharacterized. NCBI's taxonomy places the organism in Eukaryota, Fungi, Ascomycota, Dothideomycetes, Mycosphaerellales, Mycosphaerellaceae. The record is from RefSeq and is a predicted model, not a curated record. Bases 1 to 1032 code for a protein of 343 amino acids. The transcript has 2 exons.